Messenger RNA from Photinus pyralis (common eastern firefly), 1065 nucleotides. RefSeq lists its product as uncharacterized. The coding region runs from base 29 to 967 and encodes 312 amino acids. The transcript is spliced from 5 exons. The record is from RefSeq and is a predicted model, not a curated record. NCBI's taxonomy places the organism in Eukaryota, Metazoa, Arthropoda, Insecta, Coleoptera, Lampyridae.
CACAAGUGUUAAUCUGCACGUUAUCGUCAUGUCUUCAACCAAACGCGCCAACAAGUUGACUUUAAAAAAAAGUGCAACGAGUAAGAAGCCUUACAUAAAUGCCUGUGGGGGUGGUGGACGCUCAAUCUUAAAGACCGCCUUAGAAAAACCUACAAAAUUAUCCGAUGGUGAUGUGAUCAACCUCGUCACGGAAGAUGAAGAAGGACAUCGGGAAAGAACAAUAGCUACCACCACCACCACCACAAAUGAACUGGAAGAUUUUCUAAAAGAAUAUGAGGGAAAUUUCAAUCAUGUUUACGCUCCUCCAAUUACAACGAUUCCUCCACCUCCCAUGAGACCACCGGUGAUAGAUCCCAGACAUGGCCAGCAACAACAACAGCAACAACAACAACAGUUAAGCCAGUAUCCAUCAGUACAAAUAUUGGAGCACAUUAUAAUUCCUGCGCCGCUACCCCAGGCAAAUACUCAAACGCAGCCACCAGAAAAUGGUAGCUUUACAUCCACAAAUCCUCGAUGGGGUGGCAUGCAUCAAUUUCCAAAUAAUCCAGCUCAACAACAACAACAACCAAAUUUACCACUACAGCUACCUGUAAAUAACGGCGGCAACAAUCACUUUCAUGCCCCGUUGCCUAGGGGGGAAAAAGAUAUGCAAUUACUAAGAGAAUUUUAUGAAAACGUCUCUCCGCCGUCUUCAGCAGCCAUCGACCAAGAAGAGGCGCCACCACCACCGCCGCCAUCUCAUGAAUCGCCCAGAUGGCGCGAGCCAUCCACACCCCAAGAGCUGGCGAUGUUAUCAAUGGGGUGUCUGGAGAAGAUGCUGACAACUUUCCAGGCCAGACAAAGAAAUUCCCAACUCCAGACGGAGCGUUUAGAACGGGAGUUGGAUGCAUCACGAGUUCAAGAUGAAAACCUGCAUCGAGAGAUGAAAUUUAUUAUAAGUUACAUGGAAUUUUUAAAAAAUAAUUAAUUUUUCUUUUCAAAUUUAACUUCACAUUUGUAAUUAAUAAGUAAAACAUUAAUGUAAUGUACCUAAUUUGUAGAAAAUACAUGGAUUAUUUAAUGCGA